AUGGCGGCGAAGCUUUGUGGGUGGUGGGAAGAAGGAGUGUCGGCUAAUGGAGUGAUGGUUCCACUUCCACUUCCAUUUCCAGUUCCACUUCUAUUUCCAUCAGAAACUCUUCCAUUGUACCAAACAGGGCAUAAAUCCUUUCAAACAAUUCCAGUAGAAAUAAGGGGGGAGGAGGUGAGCACAAGGUGGAUAACCCCUGAAAAGGACUGGGUUAAAGUUAAUUCGGAUGGUUCAAGCAUGGGAAAUCCAGGACGAGCGGGAUGCGGUGGGGUGAUUCGAGACCACCAUGGGGCUUGGAUCGUGGGUUACUGUAGAGAUGUGGGAUGGAGCACAGCCUUUGAAGCAGAAUGUUGGGGGGCGGGUGAAGGAAUAGAGGUGGCGAGGAAACUGGGUUUCAAAAAAAAUUCAUCUUGA
Molecule: messenger RNA, 414 nt
Organism: Neltuma alba
Lineage: Eukaryota; Viridiplantae; Streptophyta; Magnoliopsida; Fabales; Fabaceae
Exons: 2
Coding region: 1-414 (137 amino acids)
Molecular function (GO): RNA-DNA hybrid ribonuclease activity; nucleic acid binding
Source: RefSeq, a predicted model, not a curated record